UGUUCACUUGACAGAAAAGUAGGAGGGUUCAACGGAACAGGAAUAACCGAAGAGUAAAGCGAUGAGAUAUAAAUUUUAGUUAUAUAUUUGCCGACUAUUCAACAAAAAGAGAAAUUAAUGGCCAUGAGCUCCUAUUUGAUCAACUCCAACUAUGUGGACCCCAAGUUUCCACCGUGUGAGGAGUACUCUCAGAGCGACUAUCUGCCCAGUCACUCCCCGGACUAUUACAACUCCCAGCGGCAGGAGCCCGCUGCCUUCCAGCCGGACUCUCUCUACCACCAUCCAACGCACCACCAGAACCACCAUGCGCACCCACCACAGCGAGCCGAGCCACCUUUCACGCCGUGCCAACGAGCAGCACAGCCCGCCUCCGUGCUCAUGUCCCCCCGGGGUCACGUCCUCCCUCCGACCACCACCAACACUCCACUCCCGGAGCAGAGUCACCGCUGCGAGUCGGUGACACCCAGCCCUCCUCCGCCUCCGUCCUGCGGUCAAACGCCGCACAGCCAAAGCUCUUCUUCUCCCCCGAGCGCUCGCAAGGACCCUGUAGUGUACCCGUGGAUGAAGAAAGUCCACGUAAACAUCGUGAGUUCAAACUACACGGGAGGAGAACCCAAGCGCUCGCGGACGGCCUACACGCGCCAGCAGGUCUUGGAGCUGGAGAAGGAGUUCCACUACAACCGGUACCUGACGCGCAGGCGCAGAGUGGAGAUCGCGCACACUCUUUGUCUGUCGGAGCGCCAGAUCAAAAUAUGGUUUCAGAACCGGAGGAUGAAAUGGAAGAAGGACCACAAGUUGCCCAACACCAAGGUCCGCUCCGGUUCCAAUGGCACUGGUACGAACUCGCAGGGGCUCACUGGGUCUCAAAGCCGGGCUAGCGGACCUCUAUAGCCCGGUGACUGGUGAAUUAACCCUUUCCGUGUGGUGUUGCCUCCCCCCAAAGCCUAUAAUAAACUACGGUUGAGACGUGUUUGGACAGCUUUUUGCGUUUGGAUUCGGAAGGAUGUCACUGCUGCCUAUGCUACUCACUAUAAAUGACACUAUUUUGAUUUGGAGAGACACAUAAGUCAUAAUUCAAAAUCAAAAAAUUUAACAAAAGCAAGGAAGGAAGCGAGAACACUUCGGCUGCUCCUAUCGUUUUUCCUUACCGUGUCUUUUGAGACAGUAAACGGUAGGCUCCAGACCUGUACGUGCGUGUGCGUGCGUGCAUGUUUUUGUGUUUUGUUUUUUUAUUCUAUUUUUUGGCUGAAGAUGGA
Molecule: messenger RNA, 1256 nt
Organism: Periophthalmus magnuspinnatus
Lineage: Eukaryota; Metazoa; Chordata; Actinopteri; Gobiiformes; Gobiidae
Gene: hoxb4a
Product: homeobox B4a
Exons: 2
Coding region: 118-891 (257 amino acids)
Biological process (GO): anterior/posterior pattern specification; embryonic skeletal system morphogenesis; regulation of transcription by RNA polymerase II
Cellular component (GO): nucleus
Molecular function (GO): RNA polymerase II cis-regulatory region sequence-specific DNA binding; DNA-binding transcription factor activity, RNA polymerase II-specific
Source: RefSeq, a predicted model, not a curated record